Molecule: messenger RNA, 784 nt
Organism: Otolemur garnettii (small-eared galago)
Lineage: Eukaryota; Metazoa; Chordata; Mammalia; Primates; Galagidae
Gene: RFXANK
Product: regulatory factor X associated ankyrin containing protein
Exons: 8
Coding region: 1-633 (210 amino acids)
Biological process (GO): regulation of transcription by RNA polymerase II
Cellular component (GO): nucleus
Molecular function (GO): protein binding
Source: RefSeq, a predicted model, not a curated record
AUGUACAGGAAACUAAAGCCUUUCCUCUCUCUCCCAGCAGGCAGCUCCCUGAAGCACUCUACAACCCUCACCAACAGGCAGCGGGGGAACGAAGUGUCAGCCCUGCCAGCUACCCUAGACUCCCUGUCUAUCCACCAGCUUGCAGCUCAGGGGGAGUUGAGCCAGCUUAAGGAGCAUCUGAAGAAAGGUGACAACCUCAUCAACAAGCCAGAUGAACGUGGCUUCACCCCCCUCAUCUGGGCCUCUGCAUUUGGAGAGAUCGAGACUGUCCGCUUCCUGCUUGAGUGGGGGGCUGACCCCCACAUCCUGGCCAAGGAGCGGGAGAGUGCCCUGUCAUUGGCCAGCACUGGUGGCUACACGGACAUCGUGGGGCUGCUGCUAGAGCGUGACGUGGACAUCAAUAUCUAUGACUGGAAUGGAGGGACCCCACUGCUGUAUGCUGUACGUGGGAACCAUGUGAAGUGCGUUGAGGCUUUGCUGGCCCGAGGCGCUGACCUUACCACUGAAGCUGACUCAGGCUACACCCCGAUGGACCUUGCUGUGGCCUUGGGAUACCGGAAAGUCCAACAGGUGAUUGAGAAUCACAUCCUCAAACUUUUCCAGAACAACCUGGUACCUGCCAACUCUGAGUGAAGGCCACCUGCUGAGGACUCAGACACUCAGGGAACAAAACAGUUAACUCAGAGCUGGGGGAACCCAGAACUGGCUUCCAAGGCAGCUCCGGGACAGGUGGUGUGAGGGGACCCUUCCCAAGAGGAAGCAAUAAACCUGUGCAGAACUUGAA